Molecule: messenger RNA, 2081 nt
Organism: Abrus precatorius (Indian licorice)
Lineage: Eukaryota; Viridiplantae; Streptophyta; Magnoliopsida; Fabales; Fabaceae
Product: very-long-chain aldehyde decarbonylase CER1-like
Exons: 10
Coding region: 13-1872 (619 amino acids)
Biological process (GO): lipid biosynthetic process
Molecular function (GO): oxidoreductase activity; iron ion binding
Source: RefSeq, a predicted model, not a curated record
UAUCUACACAAUAUGGCUAGCAAACCAGGCAUUCUCACAGAUUGGCCUUGGAAGCCUCUUGGGAACUUCAAGUUCGUGAUUGUAACCCCAUGGAUUGCUCAUAGCAUGUAUUCUCUGAUAUCAAAUGAAGCGGAUCCAGUGUACUAUCUCAUAUUCCCAUUCGUAUUGGUGAGAAUGUUACACAACCAGAUCUGGAUUUCUGUCUCUCGCUAUCAAACUGCCAAAGGCAAAUGCAAGAUCACUGACAAAGGCCUUGAAUUCCAACAAGUGGACAGAGAAAGCAAUUGGGAUGACCAAAUUUUGUUUACUGCACUCCUAUAUUAUAUAGGAUAUACCAUAUUUCCUGUGGCUUCUAACUUGCCCUGGUGGAGAACAAGUGGUGUGAUUUUCACAGCUAUUUUACAUGCUGGACCAGUAGAGUUCCUUUACUACUGGUUACACAGAGGAUUACAUCAUCAUUUUCUCUACGCUCGCUACCAUUCUCACCACCAUGCCUCCAUAGUCACUGAGCCUAUCACCUCUGUUACUCACCCAUUUGCUGAGCACUUAGCAUACUUCACGCUAUUUGCAAUACCAAUGUUGACUCCGUUGUUCACAAGAAUAUCCUCUGUAGCUGCACUCUAUGGCUACAUCUUUUAUAUUGAUUUCAUGAACAACAUGGGUCAUUGCAACUUUGAGUUCUUUCCAAAGAGAAUCUUCUCCAUUUUUCCCCACUUGAAGUAUCUCCUGUACACACCAUCGUUUCACUCGCUGCAUCAUACGAAAUUCAGGACAAAUUACUCACUUUUCAUGCCUAUUUACGACUACAUUUAUGGCACUGUGGAUACAUCCUCAGAUGCUACGUAUGAAACCUCUUUGAAGAGAGCAAAGGAAUCAGCAGAUGUGGUGCACCUAACACACUUAACAACGCUUGAUUCCGUCUAUCAACUGCGCUUAGGUUUUGCUUCAAUAGCCUCCAACCCUCAAACCUCUAAAUGGUACCUACGUUUAUUGUGGCCCUUUACAAUGUGGUCUAUGCUUAUGACAUGGAUCCAUGGUCGUGCCUUUGUUUUUGAAAGCAACAUCUUCAAUGAUCUAAAGUUGCAAUCCUGGGUUGUACCAAAAUUUAGAAUACAAUAUUUCUUGAAAUGGCAUAGCAAAACAUUGAACAACUUAAUUGAAGAAGCGAUAAAGGAGGCUGACUUAAGUGGUGCAAAGGUGCUGACUCUAGGACUUCUAAAUCAGAGCCAAGAGCUUAAUGCCUAUGGCGAACUUUAUAUACGAAGAUUGCCAGAGCUGAAAAUAAAGGUUAUAGAUGGAAGCAGCUUAGCAGCUGCUAUUGUGCUGAACAACAUUCCUAAAGGGACAACUCAAGUGCUUCUUCGAGGCAACUUCAACAAGGUUGCUUUUGCUGUUGUCAAAGCUUUAUGCAGCUACAGAAACGUAAAGGUAGCUGUAUUAUAUAAGGAUGAGCUGAAAAAGCUUCAACGAAGGGUCACUAAAUCCAAGAAAAGUUUGGUUCUUUCCUCAAUCAAUACUCCAAAGGUAUGGUUAAUUGGAGAUGGAUGGGAUGAAGAUGAACAAAUGAAUGCAUCAAAAGGAUCAUUGUUCAUACCUUUUUCUCCUUUUCCUCCAAAGAAAAUGCGGGAAGAUUGCUUCUACCACUAUACACCAGCAAUGAUCAUUCCAAGUACAUUCCACAAUUUGCAUUCUUGUGAGAAUUGGCUUCCAAGAAGAGUAAUGAGUGCUUGGCGUAUUGCGGGAAUACUUCAUGCCUUAGAAGGAUGGAAUGUCCAUGAGUGUGGUUUCACCAUAUUUAGUAUUAAGAAAAUAUGGGAAGCAAGUAUUCGUCAUGGUUUUCAACCUCUCAAGAUUCCCAUUGAUCAACCCUAAAAAAUUGGGUUCAAAUUACUAAUAAUAUAUCCUUGUUGAUUAAGUUGUCAGCAUGUAUUUUAUAUUAAGCAUGUAUUUGCUGUGGGUUUAAAGACUCCAAUUGAUGUUGUUUGAGUUAUGAGUAUGCGUUGAACUAGUAUUUCAAACUAUGCAUGCAUAGAGGUUAAGUAGAACUCAAUCAACAAAAAGUAAAACUUUUCUUCACAUAU